GAGGCCGCCAGGAGGCCGUGUACCAGGCCUGCGUGCAGCCCCUGCUGGAGGCCUUCUUCGAGGGCUUCAAUGCCACCGUCUUCGCCUACGGCCAGACGGGCUCCGGGAAGACCUACACCAUGGGGGAGGCCAGUGUGGCCUCCCUCCAUGAGGACCAGCAGGGCAUCAUCCCGCGGGUCAUGGCCGAGGCCUUCAAGCUCAUCGAUGAGAACGACCUGCUGGACUGUCUGGUGCACGUGUCCUACCUGGAAGUGUACAAGGAGGAGUUCCGGGACCUGCUGGAGGUGGGCACCGCCAGCCGCGACAUCCAGCUCCGCGAGGACGAGCGUGGGAACGUCGGUGAGGAAACCCCGGGUCCCUGGCUGGGAGGGGGCGCCUGGCUGGCGGGGAAACCCACGCUCUGGAAAGUUCUGCUUUAGUUUCUUCUGUCUGCACCGGCUUUGAGGUGGGCACGGGGGACGCUGG
This is a messenger RNA of Myotis brandtii (Brandt's bat), 465 nucleotides long. RefSeq names its product kinesin family member 7 (gene KIF7). NCBI's taxonomy places the organism in Eukaryota, Metazoa, Chordata, Mammalia, Chiroptera, Vespertilionidae. Bases 120 to 419 code for a protein of 99 amino acids. The record is from RefSeq and is a predicted model, not a curated record. The transcript has 2 exons. Gene Ontology annotation, biological process: mitotic spindle organization; microtubule-based movement. Gene Ontology annotation, molecular function: microtubule binding; ATP binding; microtubule motor activity.